Cololabis saira (Pacific saury) is the source of this 3441-nucleotide messenger RNA. RefSeq lists its product as uncharacterized. Lineage: Eukaryota; Metazoa; Chordata; Actinopteri; Beloniformes; Belonidae. Gene Ontology annotation, molecular function: nucleic acid binding. Gene Ontology annotation, biological process: DNA integration. The record is from RefSeq and is a predicted model, not a curated record.
AUGGAGGAGACUGAGCUCACCAAGGAAGAGCCUUUUCGCGAAACAUUGACUGUGAAUGGAGGAGCAAAGACAUUUGAACUUGACACGGGCUGUGGAGUGACGGUGAUGAACAGCGAGGAGUUUGCAGAUCUGUGGGAAGAAGAAGGGGUGCUCAGUCAGUACGACAGGGUCUUCAAGGAGGAAUUGGGGAGACUGAAUGAGGCCCCAGCCAAAAUAUAUGUGGACAAAGAGGCAGCCCCCAGGUUCUUCAAACCCAGAACAGUCCCGUAUGCAAUGAGAGCCAAAGUGGAGGCCGAGAUUGAGCGUUUGGUGCAACAGAAAAUAAUGCAGCCUGUUAAAUAUGCGGAGUGGGCCGCUCCGAUUGUACCAGUGUUAAAACCUGACAACAGUGUGAGAAUCUGUGGGGAUUAUAAACUGACAGUAAACAGAGUGUCCAAAUUGGAGCAAUAUCCUAUACCAAAAGUCGAAGAUUUAUUCGCUAGUCUAUCAGGGGGGCAGAAGUUCACCAAGCUAGACAUGAGCCACGCAUACCACCAGAUCCCUUUGGAGGAGGAGUCAAAAAAAUAUGUGACCAUAAACACCCACAAGGGGUUGUUCACGUAUAAUGUGUUGCCUUUCGGGGUCUCAUCGAGCCCGGCUAUAUUUCAACGCACUAUGGAGGGGGUACUUCAGGGCAUACCAAAGGUGGCAGUUUUUUUGGAUGACAUCCUCCUGACGGGACGAAAUGACCAAGAGCACCUUCAGACCCUGGAGGAAGUGCUAAAAAGAUUGGACCAGGCUGGAUUGCGCUUGAGGAGGAACAAGUGCAUGUUUAUGAGCAGGGAAGUUAUUUUCCUAGGUCACAAGGUGGACUCCACAGGGUUGCACCCGGUACAUGAUAAGGUGGCAGCAAUCCAGGACGCUCCUGCCCCGACUUCCGUGACGGAAUUAAAAGCCUAUUUAGGUUUAUUGAACUACUAUACAGGUUUUUUGCCAAACCUAUCUACAAUUCUGGCCCCAGUCCACAAGCUACUCAGGAAGGACACCAAGUGGCAGUGGGGAAAGGAACAGGUAGAUUCUUUCCAACAUUCAAAGCAAUUAAUGCAGUCAGCAGAGGUGUUGGUCCACUAUGACCCAGAGAAAGACCUUGUCCUAUCUUGUGAUGCUUCCCCACACGGGGUGGGUGCCGUGCUUUCUCACCGAAUGCCAAACGGGACUGAGAGGCCUAUAGGGUUUGUGUCUUGCACGCUAAACUCAGCUGAGAGGAACUACUCGCAACUUGACAAAGAAGGUUUGGCUGUCAUUUUCGGGGUAAACAGGUUCCAUAAGUACAUUUUUGGCCGGCCGUUCACUAUUGUGACAGAUCACAAACCCCUGUUGUCACUUUUUGAUGAGUUAAAAACAGUCCCACAGAUCGUGUCCCCCCGUAUUCAACGUUGGGCUGUAACAUUAAUGGCUUAUGAAUAUCACAUCAUCUACAAGGCUGGAAAAUAUCAUGGAAAUGCAGAUGCAUUGAGCCGUCUGCCUCUGCCGGGGAACCUGGGUCCCAGUGUACCAAAGGAGAGAGUGCUCAUGUUGGAGACGUCAGACAUCACACUUGUGACCGCAGAGCAGGUGCGUACGUGGACCACAAAGGACCCUGUGCUCUCAAGAGUGAGAGAGAUGGUACAGAGAGGUUGGCUGCCGGAACAAGAGGGGUCUGAUUUUGCACCUUUCACCGCUCGAAAGAAUGAACUGAGUGUGGAAAAUGGAUGUGUAAUGUGGGGUGCCAGAGUGGUUGUUCCAAAGAAGGGACAGGCAGAUCUACUGAGACAGCUGCAUCAAAGCCAUCCAGGUAUUUCUAGAAUGAAGUCAUUAGCACGGAGCUACGUGUGGUGGCCUAAGAUGGAUCAAGAUGUGGAGAACACUGUUAAAGCCUGCAGUGUUUGUCAGGAAUACAGAAAUGUUCCAGCAGUGGCCCCAUUGCACCCCUGGGAAUGGCCAGACAGACCCUGGCAGAGAGUACAUGUGGAUUACGCGGGGCCCUUCAUGGGAAGAAUGUUUUUCAUUCUGAUCGAUGCCCAUUCUAAAUGGAUGGAAGUAUAUCCAGUGAACUCUUCUACAUCCACGGUGACGAUUGAGUGCCUUCUAAAAUGUUUCAGUACUCAUGGUUUGCCAGAGAUUUUGGUUUCGGACAAUGCAACAAGCUUUGUUAGCACCGAGUUUAAAGAGUUCAUGAUGAAAAAUGGCAUUUCACAUGUGACCUCAGCACCUUAUCAUGCUUCCACUAAUGGUCUGGCAGAGCGCGCAGUACAGAUUUUCAAGCGCCUAAUGAACAUGAGUGCAGAGGGAAGCCUGGAGACUAGGGUGUCUAGAGCUUUAUUUAGUUACAGAGUGACACCGCAGACCACAACGGGCUUGUCGCCUGCUGAAAUGUUGUUGGGAAGGAAGCUGCGAUGCACUCUUGAUUUGAUCCAUCCAGAUAUGGCAUGCAGGGUGAUGAAUAAACAAGAGAAGCAGAAGAACGUACAUGACAGAAGAGCUAAAGAAAGAGGCUUUAAAGUGGGUGAUUCAGUGCAGGUCAUAAAUUACAGUCAUGGACCAAAAUGGGUCCCCGGAUUCAUAGAGACGGUGACUGGCCCAGUGUCAUAUACAGUGAUGCUGGGGGAUGGUGAGCCUGCUGUGCUGGGAAGCAGGGCCCCGGACGACCAGGUCAGGGAGAGUAUCGGUCCCGAUGGUGUGGAGGAAGGAACUGCUGCUGCUGCGGGGCAACCAGGGACUGCCGCUGAACCCGCAGAGACUGAAGCACUUGGGGUCUCGCAAUCUGGCCCAGAAAACACAGGGCAUAUAGAAGCCCAGUUCCAGCUGAGGGGAAUAACCCAGGAUGUAACAAAAUACUACCAUGUGGUGUCGGCUUUGGACGCUGCAACAACAGCACGUGCAAUGAUGCUGCUGGAAGAUCCACCCGAGCAGGGGAAGUACGAGGCUCUGAAGACGUUCCUGCUUAAAUUAUACGAACUGUCGGAGUUGGAGAAGGCGGACCGUUUGCUGUCUCUCAACGGCCUCGGUGAUGGGAAACCAUCAGAGCUGAUGGAGAGGAUGUUGGCUGUUCUGGGAUCAGCUGACCCAUCCUUCCUCUUCACACACCUUUUCCUGCGCCAGCUUCCGGGGCCAGUUCGCACAGCUCUGGCCAGUAACCCUCUCUCCUCCACCAAGGACUACCGCGGCUUGGCGGCAGAGGCGGACAGGGUUUUCCUGGCCAACAGGCAGCAGUUUAUCCACGCACUGUUGCCGCAGCAGCACGCUUCAACACCAUUUUCUCCCAUGGAGGAGGACAUGGACACCGCAGCGGCGGUGAUGGGCCGCCGCCAGACCGACGACGGGCUCUGCUACUACCACGCCAGAUUUGGAGCCAAGGCUAAACAGUGUCGCAAACCCUGCAGUUUCAAGCAGCCGGGAAACGCCAGGGCCGGCGCUCGUUAG